UCAUACAGUUAAGCCAUCUUCAUACACUCUCUCACAACAGUUACUUUUACCUAUGUCUUGAAUAGCAUUUUCUGUUUUUGUCUAAUUGAUUGACUGACUAAUGACUGAAGUAUUUUGCUCUGAGUAUUUUGGUCUGCUGAUGUGGCCUCUCAACAGGGGGAUAAUGUGAACUGAAGGGAGGGAACAUUUCAGUAAGAGGAGGAGGCAGGAAGGAGGGGAGAGGAGGAGCAGAUACGUUGAGAAUGUAAAAAUAGACAAUCAAAUAAAAGGAGGGAGAAUGUAUGGGAGCAGAAUUGGACCAUACAAACAGAUACCUUCAAAGAGUGGGUGAAAAGGAGAGGAAAAGCUAUGCAGCUGGCAAGACGCAGAAGAACAAGGGGAAUAGCAACGGAAUACAGAAGCAAGUGAAACUCUGCUUGCCAUCUUGACCAUGAUGCACCUGACUAUGAACCUGCUCUGCCUGCUGGUCCUGACCUUUCAUCCUGACCUGGCCAUGGGAGGAAGAUCCCAGCGCAGACAAAGGCAGGCUGAGGACAGUCUGAGACCAUACCUGGGUAGAGUGGACCCAGUCCAACUGUGUGAGCUGCUGAAGUGUCACAGUCCAAUGGGCUCCUGGUGCCAGGUGGUGCAGGACAAUGGAGUCCUCGUCCCAAAGUGUGUGUGUCCUAAGACCUGCCCACGGCAGGGGGAACCAGUGUGCAGUGUUCUGGGAAAGACCUUUGGGAACGAGUGUCUGCUGCAUAGAGAAGCCUGCCGCAAGAGACGUCGCAUUGGACUGGCUCAUAUAGGGCCCUGUCUGGUUCCCAAGUCAAACUGCACAGAGGAGGAGUAUGGCCAGUUCCCAUACCGCCUAAUGGACUGGUUCCUCCUACUGAGUCGUAUGGGAGAGUCUUAUGCCCCCUAUGCUCCGCCGCAGAGCUGCCUGAGCCACGCCCAGCGCACCCAACUAGCCCAGCGGAGGUUUGCCCUGCUGGACAAGAACAAGGACGGGAAGCUGAGCCGGAGGGACCUGAGGAAGUUGCGCUACAAGAGGAUGCCUCUGGAGCAAUGUGCUACCUUCUUCUUCCAGUCAUGUGACCGUAACAAGAACAGUAAGGUGACCCUGCAUGAAUGGAUCUCCUGUCUGGUGGAUCGCUCAGAGAGCUGGUUCUACAGCUUUAUGUCUAUGAAAAUGGGAUCCGGUAAGCUGUGUCCCAUGAAGACCGACAACCACCUUUGACCUGGACAUGAACACAUCUCCUCUCGGUUGUCUACAUGUACAUCUGUUUAUCACUGCUAUCUACAAUAAUCAGCAUCAAAGAUUAUCCACCUUUUAUCCACUGCCAGCAUCAUACUCCCCCUAACUGUCACACUCAUUACUGUGUUUGUUUUUGAUUUAUGACAUCAUCUGUUUUGUGACGUCCACUGUACAUUCAUCUGUGUGGAGAAAUGGCCUGUAAUAAAUGUCUAUGAGA
Messenger RNA from Coregonus clupeaformis (lake whitefish), 1454 nucleotides. Its product is annotated as SPARC-like. Gene Ontology annotation, biological process: anatomical structure development. The coding region runs from base 431 to 1219 and encodes 262 amino acids. The transcript is spliced from 9 exons. The record is from RefSeq and is a predicted model, not a curated record. Gene Ontology annotation, molecular function: collagen binding; protein binding; calcium ion binding. Lineage: Eukaryota; Metazoa; Chordata; Actinopteri; Salmoniformes; Salmonidae.